AUGCUCGAACAAAAGAACCUUGACUAUGAUGUCAUCGCUCUCCCCGGUCCGUACUUGCGCCUCUCAAAGGAUGAUAUCGCCCAACUACAGAAUAACGCCCGCUACGUGAAUUAUCUCCAAAGAAAGCACAACGAAUGGAAAGAGGGAUGGUGGAAGCGCCCUCUUACAGAGUGCGAGGUGUUGCGCUACCACAGGGCCACAUAUCGAUUGUGGAAGUUUAUGCUCACAAUGUAUCUGCCGAAAUGUGAGGAUAUGUGUGAUGGAUACACGAUUAUGGAUCUCAUCGAUAUGCAGACAGCCGCGAGGAAGUUUGAUGUCUAUUAUGAUUUCGAAGUGACAGGGUUGCCGAAUUUUGAAAAGGCUCCCACGGGCACGGCGAUCAACAGUUUGUCCGGCAUGUUAAGGCGACGGGUCGCUGCAUUCUGUGAGUGCGAUGAAAGUAUCGAGUUGGACGAUGUAUACGAGUGCAACAAGAAGUAUGCGGAUCUGGUGAUGCUGGACCCGGAGGAAACCGAAAAGGAUAAGAAGUGGGAGGAGUCUGUGAUCGGGAAAUUGGAGCACUGCGAGAAGAAGUUGAAGGAGAAACAGCAGGGGGCUGCCGCUGCAAAGACUACGGCCUGA
Molecule: messenger RNA, 621 nt
Organism: Morchella importuna
Lineage: Eukaryota; Fungi; Ascomycota; Pezizomycetes; Pezizales; Morchellaceae
Exons: 1
Coding region: 1-621 (206 amino acids)
Source: RefSeq, a predicted model, not a curated record